Meleagris gallopavo (turkey) is the source of this 2914-nucleotide messenger RNA. The record is from RefSeq and is a predicted model, not a curated record. Lineage: Eukaryota; Metazoa; Chordata; Aves; Galliformes; Phasianidae.
AUGCCCGCUCCAGAGGUUUUUAUACCACCGCGCACCUGGAAGCAGCCACGCUGCCCGCCGGGGCUGGUGGGCUAUUUACAGCAACAUGACCAGGCAGCGUGCGAAGGGCUCGCUGCCCCGUGCUCAGAUCUUUUCCACUUGCGGCAUGAAACAAAAAUGCUCCUGAACCUCAUAGUCCCGAGUGCUGCAGCCUCAGAAGCAGAACUCUGGGGCUUUUCCAGCCUCUCAUUUUCUAAGCUGGCUGAGUCUCUUCAUAAUCUGGUAUUGAUUUUGUUGUUGACAGAAAACACUGAAAGGAUAUCUCUUCAGCUUCAUUUAGCUUUAACUUCAAAUGCACCAUGGGUCCAGUGUCCUAGUCAUUUAGAGCUUAUGAACCAGUGUCGACACAUUAAUGUUCGUGUGGAUCCUCGUGGCCUGAGAGAAGGAGUACAUUAUACAGAGGUUUGUGGGUAUGAUACAGCAAUGCCUAAUGCAGGCCCACUCUUCAGAGUUCCAAUAACUGUUGUUAUACCAACAAGAGUAGAUGAAUCAUCAAGCUAUGACCUUGCGUAUACAGAUGUUCAUUUUAAACCUGGCCAAAUCCGAAGGCACUUCAUUGAUGUUCCCCAGGGAGCUACGUGGGCUGAAGUAACAAUAUGUUCAUGUUCCUCUGAUGUGACUGCCAAGUUUGUGCUUCAUGCUGUUCAGCUAGUGAAACAGAAAGCAUAUAGAAGUCAUGAGUUCUACAAAUUUCUGUCCUUACCAGAAAAAGGAUCAGUGACUGAAGCAUUUCCCGUCUUAGCUGGAAAAACAAUUGAAUUUUGUGUUGCUCGGUGGUGGGCAAGCCUUAGCGACGUUAGCAUUAAUUACACAGUUUCUUUUCAUGGUGUACUUUGUGCUACUCCUCAGCUAAACAUGCAUGCUUCAGAAGGAAUUGUACGGUUUGAUGUUCAGUCCAUGUUGAAGUAUGAGGAUAUUGCUCCGUGCAUAAACCUGAAAAGCUGGAUUCAAACUCUCAGACCAGUGAGUGCAAAAAUAAAACCUUUGGGAUCCAGAGAUAUUUUACCAAAUAACCGUCAACUGUAUGAGAUGAUUUUGACCUACAACUUCCACCAGCCUAAGAGUGGAGAAGUAACUCCAAGCUGCCCACUUCUCUGUGAAUUACUAUAUGAAUCUGAAUUUGAUAGCCAACUGUGGAUUAUUUUUGACCAAAACAAAAGACAAAUGGGGUCAGGAGAUGCCUAUCCACACCAGUAUUCUGUGAAACUGGAAAAAGGAGAUUACACUAUUCGGUUACAAAUUCGUCAUGAACAGAACAGUGAGCUGGAUCGCAUCAAAGACCUUCCAUUUAUUGUUUCACACAGGUUGUCUAGUACCUUGAGCUUAGAUAUUUAUGAAAACCAUAGUCUUGCUCUCUUAGGAAAGAAGAAAUCCAACAGUUUGACAUUACCACCAAAACACAGCCAGCCAUUCUUUGUUACAUCUCUGCCUGAUGACAAAAUACCAAAAGGAGCAGGACCAGGAUGUUAUCUUGCAGGAGCUCUUACACUGUCUAAAACAGAACUUGGAAAGAAAGCUGGGCAGUCUGCAGCAAAGCGACAAGGAAAAUUUAAAAAGGAUGUCCUUACAGUUCACUAUCAUCUGAUACCAUCACCAUCCAAGAGUAAAAAUGGCAGCAAAGAAAAAGAAAGAGAACAGGAAAAAGAAAAAGAUGUAAAAGAAGAAUUUGCUGAAGCUUUACGAGAUCUAAAAAUACAAUGGAUGACCAAGCUGGAUACCGCUGAUGUAUACAAUGAGUUGAAAGAAGCCUUUCCUAAUCAUCUUCCACUAUAUGUUGCGAGACUUCAUCAACUGGAUUCUGAAAAGGAACGUAUGAAAAGACUUGAUGAAAUUGUUGAAGCCGCAAAUACCGUAAUCUCUCAUAUUGAUCAAACAGCACUAGCAGUUUAUUUUGCUAUGAAGACUGAUCCCAGACCUGAUGCAACUACUAUAAAAAAUGAAAUGGAAAAACAGAAGACUACUUUAGUGGAUGCACUUUGUCGAAAAGGAAGUGCACUGGCUGACCAGCUUCUUCAUCUGCAGACCCAAGAUGGGGCUGCUUCCAGUGAUGCUGAAGGCAAAGAUGAGGAUCAUGAGAGUUGUUCAGAAGCCUUGACAGAGACUUUCUGGGAAACAACAAAAUGGACUGAUCUAUUUGACAGCAAGGUUUUGACUUUUGCCUAUAAGCAUGCAUUGGUGAACAAAAUGUAUGGGAGAGGCCUCAAGUUUGCAACAAAACUUGCGGAAGAAAAGCCAACAAAAGACAACCUGAAAAACUGCAUUCAGCUAAUGAAGUUACUGGGAUGGACUCACUGUGCAACUUUCUCUGAAAACUGGCUUCCUGUUAUGUAUCCCCCUGAUUAUUGUGUAUUCUAGAAAUCUGGAAAUUGUAAACCUAAAGUAAUUCUAUAAGGGCAGGAUAUGAAAAGAUAAGUUUGAGAUUUUUUUUUUUUUUUUUUUGGAACGCAUGUUUUCAUUACUGAAUGUCAAUCAUUAAAUUGUGUGUAUUUAUCAGUAAAGGCACCUGGGUACAGCUUAAUACCUGUUAACCUGACUCCAGCCAUCAGGGAGUUACCUUAUUGUGCAUCCCAUUGCUGGCAAUGGAUGUGCCAGAACUGCCAACAGAAAAGAUUUGGAAUUAGGCUGAUAUAGCUUACUGCAUGCAUGUUAGGUUCUUAACUGUUAAUUUUAACUGCAAACCUGUAAAAGCUCUGUAUUUUUUACAGUAAAAUGACUUUUAACACGUUUGAUCUUAAUUUCAUUUUCAACUGUAUGAAGGCCUUAAAGCUACUUCAGGAGUAGCUAAAAUCUUAUUUAUUAGACAAAAGUAAUGGGACAUAAUUAUCCAUAUUGUUUGCAAGAGUUUACAUUUGUGGUUUUGUUCUUUUUUUUUUUU